GAGGUCAAGGAACAAGAUCGAUGGCUUCCAAUAGCAAAUGUGGCUCGUAUCAUGAAGACAGCACUCCCAGAGAAUGCCAAAAUUGCGAAGGAGGCAAAGGAGUGCAUGCAAGAAUGCGUGAGCGAGUUCAUCUCCUUCAUCACAAGCGAAGCUUCGGAGAAAUGCCAUCAGGAGAAGAGAAAGACAGUCAAUGGCGAGGACAUUCUGUUUGCAAUGACCUCAUUGGGCUUUGAGAACUACGCCGAGGCACUGAAGAUCUACCUGUCCAAAUACCGAGAGGUGAGC
Messenger RNA from Hyaloscypha bicolor E, 285 nucleotides. RefSeq lists its product as uncharacterized. The annotation marks the transcript as partial. Gene Ontology annotation, cellular component: nucleus; CCAAT-binding factor complex. The transcript is spliced from 3 exons. The record is from RefSeq and is a predicted model, not a curated record. NCBI's taxonomy places the organism in Eukaryota, Fungi, Ascomycota, Leotiomycetes, Helotiales, Hyaloscyphaceae. Gene Ontology annotation, biological process: regulation of transcription by RNA polymerase II. Gene Ontology annotation, molecular function: DNA-binding transcription activator activity, RNA polymerase II-specific; protein heterodimerization activity; RNA polymerase II cis-regulatory region sequence-specific DNA binding.